Molecule: messenger RNA, 1388 nt
Organism: Paraglomus occultum
Lineage: Eukaryota; Fungi; Glomeromycota; Glomeromycetes; Paraglomerales; Paraglomeraceae
Source: the annotation of a GenBank genome assembly
UCAACAUGAGUAGCUCCAUAGAAAACGAAGAGCGAGCUACGUUGCUCGACCGUAAUAACGAAUACCCUUCAGAGAAUAGAAUAUUACAACAAACAGUAGUCAAAAUCUGUGCGAGCAUAGCCGCACUUAUCGCUUUCGUAUGUCUAAUAUCAGCCCUUGUCCGCGGUCGAGACGUAUCGCAACAACCUCUUCCUUACUUUAAUGGAACUCAUGGUUUCAAUAAAACACUCAUCAUCGUAUCCCUGGAUGGAUUUAGGAAUGAUUACUUGAAGAGAGGUCUCACACCUAACAUUCAGAAGUUAGCUGAAAGAGGCGUAGGAGCCAAGUAUAUGGUACCGUCUUUCCCGUCGGUUACUUUCCCAAACCACUAUACACUCGUCACCGGCCUCUAUCCCGAAUCGCACGGAAUAGUCGGUAACGACUUUUACGACCCUCUUCACGAUCGUGAUUUCUACUACACGGACCCAAAACGUUCGUUCGACUCGUUUUGGUGGGGCGGCGAACCGAUCUGGGUCACUGCCGAAUUACAAGGACGAAAAUCGGCCGUUCUUAUGUGGGUUGGCUCAUCAGCUGAAAUUAAACAUACCCGACCGACGUACCAAAUCUCGUUCAAUGCUUCGUGGACGGUGGGAGAUAAAGCAGACCAAGUUUUGAAAUGGGUGGAUGAAGAAGACGACAGAGCUAGCUUGAUUGCUGUCUAUACGAAUCAGGUCGAUUAUUAUGGACAUCGGUUUGGCCCCGUGUCGAAGCAAGUUGACGACGCAUUGAUCCAAGUGGAUGGAAUGAUUGGAGACAUGAUUAGUGGAUUGGAGGAAAGGAAUCUGACCGAGAUUGUUGAUUUUAUUGUUGUCUCUGAUCACGGUAUGGCAACGAUAAACGCUUCAUCUUACAUAUUACUCGACCAACUUCUUAAAGAAUCGAUACCCAAUUUCGAAGACCUCAUCUUUCCUCUCGAAGGUUUCCCGCUGGCUGGCAUUCGUCCAAAUAAACCCGACGCGGAAGUCGACAUUCUCACUAACCUUCAAAAAGUUUCCCACGACCAACCGUUCGAUUGCUACAACAAAGUCGACGUUCCGUCUCGAUUUCAUUAUUCUAAAUCCGACCGUAUUGCCCCGAUAGUAUGUAUACCCGAAGUUGGUUAUGUACUCACCAGUACCAAAUUCUGGAAUAAUAUCGUGAGCAACGGUACCCACGGAUUUGAUAAUUUGGCAGAAGAGAUGCGAGCGAUAUUUAUGGCUCAGGGCCCGACGUUCGAGCAGUACAAGCAAAGAACGGGACAAGGAAAUGUUAUGGACGAAUUUCGAAAUGUUGAAGUGUACAAUAUUAUGGCAAAGAUUUUGGAUUUGACACCGGCUCCGAAUAACGGAACUGUCGGGAGUAUCAUUUGA